UUCGACUUAGUGGCUGGACUAUGAAUACACGCCUUUGUUUUUCACUUCACCAGGGACCGAUGGACCGUGAAGGUAUUACGUUAAGGAAAGGUGGGUCGCCAUUUGAACAAGGUUGGGGGCCACUGACUUAAUUUAUCGAUUUUAAAUUUAGAAGAAGGAGUAAGUAUCGAGAUUUUAUAACUGCACUUUUCAUCUACUUGCCGGUUAUGUCUUAUUUUUCAUAAUUAAAUUAUCAUAUUUAAUUUUAACAAUGACUAAAUUGGAAAAGCAAAAGGAAAUAGUCUCAAUUACACAUUUCAUAAAUCCUCAUCUAUUUUGGUUCCAUAAAAUUGACGCUUGUAACGACGACUAUCGGAGUAUAUUGGAAAUUGAACGGGAACUUGCAGAAUACUACAAUGAUCACCAAGCAUGGACAAAGGCGCAACGCCGUCCACCCAUAAAUGCCAUGGUAGCUGUUAAAUUCUUAGCUUGGAAUAAAAUGAUACGUGCACGUGUCGAUCAUAUUGCUGGCUUCGGCAAGAACGUUGCCGGGGGCGAAUUUGUAAUGUGGGCCAUAGACUAUGGGUUUCCUUUCCAGACAAAGACUGAUCAAAUUUAUAGACUACCCGAAAAAUUGACUACGCCUAUUAAUUAUGUACGUUGUGGCGGCUUGCUCAACGUCCUUCCAGCUGAAAAUUUUUUUAUGAAGAAUACAAUGGUCAAGACAAUUUCAAAUAAAUGGGAUCAGCGGGCUUGUGAGCUUGUUGAGAAGGCUAUAAAUGAUUCUGAAUCCAUAAUGUUCAUUAAAGAAUAUAGUCUGAACGGACAGGAGUGGGGAGAACUUGUUAUUAAAACGAAUAUGGGUGUUAAAUAUCGUGUAAACGAUCACUUAAUAUCGUUGCAUUUGGCUGCUGAUGCUGGACCAAAUUUUCGCGAGGAGUGCUUAAAAUUAAAAACUAAUAAGAUUUUUCCAUGGAUGUGCAAUAAUGGUAGUAGUAAAUUUCAUACAAAUCGCGCAUAUCUGUAUCCUGCAGUCGUUGGCAUAACCCAUACUGAAAUUAAAUGUCCCAAAUUGGAGUGUGACAAUGCUGCAAAGCAAAAAGUUGAAGAGUGGUAUGAGCGAAAUCAGUGUUCGUCUGGGCAUGAGGCAGGUCUCCUCGAUACCACAACUGAGUACACAAUGACGGAGGGAUCAGUGAUUGACGCUGUGUCCAUUCGGAAAUACGAUCAGCUACUAGAAGCCGAUCUAACUAAAAUAGAGGAACAUGAGGAAAAUCAGCACAUGCAGCUGGCCGGGGUAUUAUCAAAAUCGCGAGUGGAAAAAUUUGUUGAAGGGAAUGAACGCGAACCCCCCCUUCCAGACAACUUAGAUUUUGAUAUGAAAGCUGGUAAUACGAGAUCCAAUCGAACUAUAGAAACCACAGACAGUGAAAUAAGCGCAAUUAACUAUAUACGUUUGGAUGAUUCCACCGCAAAUACCACCGAUGUUUUUCAUUCAAAAAAGACAUCUCGUGACAACAAAAAAUAUAGUCCCACCAAUGUCAAUCCUUGGACGGCUACAACAUCCACUAAAUCCCUUUCCGAUGAAGGCAAAUAUGAAUCCGAAAGCAAGUCGACAUCAAAAUUUACUGAAAAUUUACAAAAGUUCGAUGAAGUUUCUGUAGUACAAGAGGACAUUGGUUCAUUUGCAGAAUAUUUAAUCACAUUACGAAAUCAG
This is a messenger RNA of Rhagoletis pomonella (apple maggot), 1696 nucleotides long. RefSeq lists its product as uncharacterized. The record is from RefSeq and is a predicted model, not a curated record. Lineage: Eukaryota; Metazoa; Arthropoda; Insecta; Diptera; Tephritidae.